AGUACGAAUUCCCAGUCAUUUCUCUGGUGCCAUGGGGGUUAAACAGUGGCUAGCCUUUCUGCUAUUGUUGCUGCUACUUAUAGGGGGUCUUGGGCAGCCCGUGUGGCCAGCCGUGGUGGCCCUGGCCCUACACUGGCUCCUGGGAGACCUCACAUGCUUUGGGCUGCUUGGUCUGGCAGUGCUGUCUUGGGCCUGGAUCAACCCCUGGACGUCCCACUGGCUGAGCCUGGCAGUUGCAGCACUUACACUGAUUCUGUUACCUCCAAGGCUGCCCUUGGAAUUUCGCUGGCUGCCUGCAGAUGUGGGAUAUGUGGUCAAGAUGCUCCGACUGGGCCUGAUCAUCAGGACACGCUUGAGACGAAGGCCUCCUGACACCUUUGUGGAUGCCUUUGAGCGGCGAGCACUAGCACAGCCUGACAGGGUAUCCUUGAUAUGGACAGGGCCCGGGACCUGCUCAGUCACCAUGGGCGAGCUGAAUGCUCGGGCCUGCCAGGCAGCCUGGGCCCUGAAGGCUGAGUUGGGUGGUCCUGAGGGCCUGGAUGCCACAGAGCCCGUGGCUCUCUUGGUUCAGGGCUCGCAGGCCCUUCCUGCUCUGAGUGUGUGGCUGGGGCUGGCCAAGCUAGGCUGCACAGUCGCCUGGAUCAAUCCACAUGUGCGGGGAGCACCCUUGGUGCACUCGGUGAUGACUUCGGGGGCCCAAGUGCUGGUGGUUGACCCAGACCUCCAGGAGAGCCUUGAGGAGAUCCUUCCUGAGCUUCAGGCCCAAAACAUCCGCUGUGUCUACAUCAGCCACAGGUCUCCGACCCCUGGUGUUGGGGCUCUAGGGGCUGCCUUGGAUGCUGCGCCCUCUGAUCCAGUGCCUGCUCACCUGCGUAAGGAGAUCACUUGGCGAAGCCCUGCCCUGUUCAUCUAUACCUCAGGGACCACGGGGCUUCCAAAGCCAGCCAUCAUCACUCAUGAGCGGGCACUGCAGAUGAGCACAUUGCUGUCCUUCUGUGGGGCGACAGGGAAUGAUGUGGUCUACAAUGUUUUGCCUCUGUACCACACAAUGGGGCUUGUCGUUGGGUUUCUCGGCUGCUUAGAACUUGGAGCAACCUGUGUCCUGGCCCCCAAGUUCUCGGCCUCCCGGUUCUGGGAUGACUGUCGACAGCAAGGCGUGACAGUGGUUCUGUAUGUGGGUGAGAUCCUGCGGUACCUGUGCAAUGUUCCCCAGCGGCCAGAAGACAAGACACAUACAGUCCGAUUGGCAACGGGGAAUGGGCUCCAGAAAGACGUGUGGGAAACCUUCCAGCAGCGCUUUGGUCCCAUUCAGAUCAGGGAAAUCUAUGGCUCCACGGAGGGCAACAUGGGCUUAGUCAACUACCCAGGGCGCUGUGGGGCUGUGGGCAAGACGAGCUGCCUUCUUCAAAUGCUGUGUCCCAUAGUGCUUGUACAAUUUGACACAGAGAAAGCUGAACCCCUAAGGGAUACACGGGGUUUCUGCAUCCCUGUGGGUCCAGGGGAGGCCGGCCUCCUGCUGACCCAGGUCCUAGGCCACAGUCCCUUCGUGGGCUACCGUGGUCCCCGGGAGCUGUCGGACCGGAAACUGGUGUGGAACGUACGGCGCUCCGGCGACCUUUACUACAACACCGGGGAUGUCCUGGCCAUGGACCGCGAGGGCUUCCUGUAUUGGCGCGACCGCCUUGGGGACACCUUCAGAUGGAAGGGUGAGAACGUGUCCACCAGGGAAGUGGAGGCCGUGCUGUCACGCGUGGACUUCUUGCAGGAAGUGAAUGUCUAUGGCGUUUCCGUGCCAGGGUGUGAGGGUAAAGUGGGCAUGGCUGCCGUGCAGCUGGUCCCUGGACAGGCUUUCGAUGGGCAGAGACUAUACCAGCAUGUCCGCACCUGGCUCCCGGCCUAUGCUACUCCCCACUUCAUCCGGAUCCAGGAUGCCCUGGAAAUCACAAGCACAUUCAAAUUGGUGAAGUCCCGCCUGGUGCGUGAGGGCUUUGAUGUAGGCGGCAUCGUUGAUCCUCUGUUCAUACUGGACAACAAAGCCCAGACCUUCCGGCACUUGACGGCAGAUGUGUACCAGGCAGUGUGUGAGGGCACAUGGAAGCUUUGACCUGGCUAGUCCACAAGACAUCCAAAGGAGCUGAGGCUAAUCCUGACGCCCCCCUCAAUACCAGAGGAUCACUUCCACCAGCGCAUUGUUAUCA
Molecule: messenger RNA, 2198 nt
Organism: Perognathus longimembris pacificus (Pacific pocket mouse)
Lineage: Eukaryota; Metazoa; Chordata; Mammalia; Rodentia; Heteromyidae
Gene: Slc27a5
Product: solute carrier family 27 member 5
Exons: 10
Coding region: 32-2104 (690 amino acids)
Biological process (GO): very long-chain fatty acid metabolic process; long-chain fatty acid import across plasma membrane; ketone body biosynthetic process
Cellular component (GO): endoplasmic reticulum membrane; endoplasmic reticulum
Molecular function (GO): long-chain fatty acid-CoA ligase activity; long-chain fatty acid transmembrane transporter activity; fatty acid transmembrane transporter activity
Source: RefSeq, a predicted model, not a curated record